Messenger RNA from Diospyros lotus (date-plum), 727 nucleotides. Its product is annotated as protein FATTY ACID EXPORT 5-like. Gene Ontology annotation, cellular component: membrane. Bases 144 to 503 code for a protein of 119 amino acids. The transcript has 3 exons. NCBI's taxonomy places the organism in Eukaryota, Viridiplantae, Streptophyta, Magnoliopsida, Ericales, Ebenaceae. The record is from RefSeq and is a predicted model, not a curated record.
AUUUGACCAACGAACGACGGAACCAGUCCUCCCGGCAACACCCGAUUUCUCUUACAUAUUCUCAAUCUUCUCCUUAAUCCCUGAGAAAACCCUAGCGAGAUUCCACUCGAGAUCUCGAUUCAGACUCGACGCAACUCGUCAAAAUGCACGACUUCUGCUUCACGAUCCCCUACGGCUUGAUUCUUGUUUGCGGAGGACUGUUCGGGUAUGCCCGCAAAGGCAGCACGGCCUCCUUGGCCGGCGGCGUGGGCACCGGUUUGUUGCUCCUCCUAGCUGGUUAUCUUAGUCUCAGGGCCUUUGGCAAGCGGACGAACUCCUAUCUAGCCUUGAUUCUGGAGACUGUUUGUGCUGCCAUGCUGACAUGGGUUAUGGGACAGCGCUAUAGUCAAACUUCCAAGAUCAUGCCGGCUGGUAUUAUUGCUGUGAUCAGUGCUCUCAUGACUGGAUUUUAUGUCUACAAGCUUGCCACAGGCGGAAACCAUAUCCCCCCCAAGUCUGAUUGAUGGCAUUAAUGGUACCUUUCUUUUGUUUCUCCAGAUGCUUUUUCACAUAGUGUGUGUAACAGGACAAAUGCUUCUCUUGGGACAGUUUUGGGUUCUUCUGGGGUUAUAUGGAUGGCAGUGUUGUUGUGUCCUACUGGAAUAAAGUUGUUACAAGUCAUGGAACCUGGUCUGUACCAUUUGCUGUCUUUUUUAAUGAAUCAAUCAGCCUCUGUAGAUUAUAAUUC